GGAAUCGCACGCGAGUGCCUUGAAUCGUGUCAAGGAUCUAACAAACGUUCAAAUAUUAUAUAUGUGAUAUUAAUGUACGCGCGUUCGCUAGUAUAGCUAGUAAACUAUAUGUCCUACGGGCGGCUAAGUUCGAAUAAUAAUGAGUGCGGUCCGUGAGCAGCGCCAGCCGAAUCCAGUGACAAAGGCCAACUUCCUUUCCAAAUGGUUUUUUAUGUGGACGCGCGAGAUUCUCGUCAAGGGACUGCGACGGAGUCUGGACCCAUCGGAUCUCUACGAAACGGAGCCCAGUCUCGAGAGCACCAAGGUGUCCUCCUUCCUGCUCGGCCACUGGGAGCAGGAGCUCAAGCGGCCCAAGCCCAAUGUCCUGCGCAUGAUAUUCAAGGCCUACGGCUGGAGCUUUGUGCCAGCGAGUAUCGUGUACUCCAUCAUGGCCAUAGCAGUGCACACAACGCAGCCCUUGAUGUUGGGUGGCUUGGUGUCCUUCUUCUCGGAGAGCACUGGGAAGAUCACCAAGCACUCGGCCUAUCUGUACGCCAUGGGUGUGGUGCUCUGCUCCCUCAUCUCCGGACUCUUCUUCCACCCCUUCAUGAAGUACCUGUUCAGAGUGGGCUCUCGCGUCCGACUGGCCUGCGCGGGACUCGUCUACCGGAAGUUUCUCCGGGUCUCGGUGGCGGCGGACAACAGCGGAGUAAGUGGCUAUGCCAUAUCCCUGAUGGCCACUGAUCUGCCCACCUUCAACGAGUCCUUCUACUGCUUCCACGAACUGUGGCGAGGACCUUUGGAGGGCGUGGUCUUCGUCUAUAUCAUAUACCAGCUGAUUGGAUGGCCAGCGGUUGUGGGACUGGGCACCAUCGUGGCCUUCAUCCCACUCCAAGCCUGGGCCGCACGGGCAAUAGCGCGGUACAAAAGGAGUUCGGCGGAUGUGGGAGAUGAACGGGUGAAGCUGAUGAACGAGAUCAUCGCCGCCAUGCAGCUUAUCAAGAUGUACGCGUGGGAGAAGUCCUUCGCCAAGCUGAUAGGCAAAGUGAGAAAGGAGGAAAUGGAGUCCAUUAGGGGGUCCACCUACAUCUACGCAGGACUACAGUGCACAGGCAUGAUCUCCAAGCUCUCACUCUUCCUCUCCCUGGUCACCUAUGUCUUCACGGGCGACAUAGUCACUUCGGAGAAGGUGUUUAUAGUAGCCAGCUAUUAUGAUCACCUGAAUGAAUCCCUGCUCCACUCCUGGCCGCUGGCCAUCAACAUGUGGGUGGAGACCUUUGUGGUGGCCAAUCGCGUGAAGGACUUCCUCUUCCAGCACGAGAAUCCUGCUGAUGGUGGAGUGCACAACUUCAAGGAGGCGGAGGAUAAUCCGGAGCACGGCAACUUCUUCGGACGCAACCACAAGCCCAAGGCCGAAGUUAAAAGCAUUGCGGUCCAUAAAAUUACUGCGAGUUGGGAUCAGAAGAAGCAGGAGAAGCGUCAUCGCCACAUCGAGGAUGUGAGUUUCCAGGCCACGGAUCAGCAGUUUGUGGGAAUCGUGGGAACCGUGGGUGCCGGCAAGAGCACCCUUCUCCAAGUGAUCCUGGGCGAGCUGGAUAUUAUCAGUGGCAGUGUGGACGUCAAUGGGGUCCUCAGCUAUGCUCCACAGGAACCCUGGCUACUCCGGGGUAGUCUGCGGGAGAAUAUCCUCUUUACGGAGCCCUACGAUGAGCAGCGCUAUCUGGAGGUCCUGCGAGUUUGUCAUCUGGACAGGGACGUGGAACAGCUGCCCUUGGGCGAUAGCACCCGAGUGGGUGAAGGUGGUGCCAGUCUGAGUGGCGGUCAAAAGGCACGAGUCAGCCUGGCGCGGGCUGUCUACCGCAAGGCGGAUAUCUACCUCCUGGAUGAUCCACUAUCCGCCGUGGACUCGCAUGUGAGCAAGAUGCUCCUGGAUCGGUGUCUCAACGAGUUCCUGUCCAAGAAGAUCCGCAUCCUGGUCACCCAUCGUGUACAGCUGCUCAGACACGUGGAUCAUUUGGUCCUGCUCGAGGGUGGUCGCAUCUCUGUCCAGGGGCACUAUGAUGCCCUGAAGAAGCUCAUUCGCUUCAGGAUGUCGGUGGCCAACGACGUGGAGGUGGCCAAAUUGCGAGCCAUGCGAACGGAUAGUGUGUACGAGGAGCCCGAGCCGAGGAAAUCUCUGUCCCAGGAGGAGCACCUGGAUCGGCACGAGAUAGAGCAGCAGUUCAAGGAGCAGCAGCAAAUCGGAUCUGUUAAGCUGAACACCUACAGGGAGUACUUCAAGGUGCUGGGACAUCCCUUGGUGGUGGUGCUCAUCCUGCUGAUGUUCGUCGUGGCCCGUUCCUCCGAGGCAACCAUGGAUAUUUUCCUUUCCAAGUGGGCAACUUGGGAGGAAACGGAGCCCAAUCAGCACGAGCCCAUUCCGGAGUACCACAGAACCCGUCUGCGCAUGAUGAUCCUCUACACGUUCCUCAUCCUGUGCACGCUCAUCUUCUACGUGCUGCGUACCUUUGGCUUCUUUAUGAUGACCCUGCGGAUAUCGCUGCGCAUCCACGACCAACUCUUCCAAGGCGUCAUCCGAGCCUUCAUGCACUUCUUCACGCUGGCCACCUCCGGCCGGAUUCUGAAUCGUUUCUCCAGCGACGUCCUGGCCAUCGAUAUCAAUCUGCCGCAGGCUCUGAUGGACUCCAUGGAAUUCGCGGUGAAUGCUCUGGCGGUGCUCGCGGUGGUCAGCACGGCAAAUAUCUGGCUCCUCAUUCCGGCCAUCGUGGUGGUGGCUCUGCUGUACGGCUGUAGGUGCCUCUAUAUAGGAGCUAGCCGGAGUUUGAAGCGCAUAGAAACUAUAUCCCGCAGUCCCAUCUACUCCCACACAAAUGCCACCUUCAAGGGAUUGGCCACCAUUCGUGCUCUGAAUGGCACCAAGUACAUGGAGAGGGACUUCCACUACUACCAGAACGAGAACACCUCCGCCUUGUACCUCCACGUGAGCAUUAACCGGGCCUUCGCCUUCUGGACGGACCUCAUCUGCGUCCUGUACAUCCUGGCGGUGACAUUCAGCUUCCUGCUCUUCGACAAGCACAGAGGAUACUACAGCGGCGAUGUGGGUCUGGCCAUCACGCAGUCCAUGAAUCUGGUGCUGAUGUGCCAGGCGGGAAUGCGGCAAACCGUGGAGCUGGAGAACAUGAUGACCAGCGUGGAGCGGGUGAUGGAGUACGUGAAUAUACCAUCGGAACCUGCCUACGAAACGGAGGAGUCUGUCAAUCUGCCCAAGCACUGGCCCAGUGGAGGACAGCUGGAUUUCAGGGAUCUGCGCCUGCGCUACAGCAGCCACGGACCCUACAUCCUCAAGGGUCUCACCUUCACCAUCCGUGGCGAGGAGAAGAUCGGCAUAGUGGGACACACGGCGGCCGGAAAGUCCUCCAUCGUCCACGCGCUCUUUCGGUUGGCUCACAUCGAUGGACACAUCAGCAUCGAUGGCUUCGAGACAUCCCAGCUGGGCCUGCACGAUCUGAGACGUAGGAUCUCGAUCAUACCGCAGGAUCCGGUGCUCUUCUCGGGAUCUCUCCGCUUCAACCUCGAUCCGUUCGAGGAGAAGACGGACGAGGAACUGUGGCUGGCCCUGGAGGCCGUCAAGCUCAAGGAGUUCGUAUCGAAUCUGAAGGAGGGCAUCAACUGCAGGCUCCACGACUGCGGCGCCAACUUCAGCAUGGGCCAGAGGCAGCUGGUCUGCCUGGCCAGAGCCCUCCUGCGCCAGAACAAAAUACUCAUCAUGGACGAGGCCACAGCCAACGUGGAUCCCGAGACCGACAAUCUCAUCCAGGAGGCGAUCCACACCAAGUUCGCCCACUGCACCGUGCUGACCAUCGCCCACCGGCUGCACACCGUGAUGGACAACGACCGGGUGAUGGUGGUGGACAUGGGCCGGGUGGUGGAGCUGGGGCAUCCGCACGAGCUGCUCCACAACCGGCACGGCUACCUGCAUCGCUUUGUGGAGAAGACGGGCGUGGGAACGGCGCAGCACCUGCGCCACCUGGCGGAGCAGAGCUACCGGAAGAGGGUGCUGGGCAGGAAGUCGGAGGAUCAGGGAUCCGUGCUGGAUAUGGGUUACAAGGGGACGACGCUGUGAAAGACUGCGGUGGGGGAAGGGGGGAAUCAAUUGGUA
Molecule: messenger RNA, 4138 nt
Organism: Drosophila teissieri
Lineage: Eukaryota; Metazoa; Arthropoda; Insecta; Diptera; Drosophilidae
Product: probable multidrug resistance-associated protein lethal(2)03659
Exons: 6
Coding region: 140-4102 (1320 amino acids)
Biological process (GO): transmembrane transport
Cellular component (GO): membrane
Molecular function (GO): ATP hydrolysis activity; ATP binding; ABC-type transporter activity
Source: RefSeq, a predicted model, not a curated record